Messenger RNA from Acomys russatus (golden spiny mouse), 1982 nucleotides. It is a transcript of the gene Ncaph2, whose product is annotated as non-SMC condensin II complex subunit H2. Gene Ontology annotation, biological process: mitotic sister chromatid separation; meiotic chromosome condensation. Gene Ontology annotation, molecular function: chromatin binding. NCBI's taxonomy places the organism in Eukaryota, Metazoa, Chordata, Mammalia, Rodentia, Muridae. The transcript has 20 exons. Gene Ontology annotation, cellular component: nucleus; condensin complex. The record is from RefSeq and is a predicted model, not a curated record. Bases 115 to 1923 code for a protein of 602 amino acids.
UACGUACUUCCUGGGCGGGAACGCCAAAAUGCCGCCAGAGCCAGUAGCUGGUUAAACCUGUUGUCCCUAUCCGGAGCCAGUGUACGGUCCCGGGCCUCUAGUCCCUGUCUGGACAUGGAGGAUGUGGAGGUGCGCUUUGCUCACCUCUUGCAGCCCAUUCGGGAUCUCACUAAGAACUGGGAGGUUGACGUGGCGACACAGCUGGGCGAGUAUCUGGAGGAGCUGGACCAGAUCUGCAUUUCUUUUGACGAAGGCAAAACCACAAUGAACUUCGUCGAGGCAGCACUGUUGAUCCAGGGCUCAGCCUGUGUCUACAGUAAAAAGGUGGAGUACCUCUAUCUGCUGGUGUACCAGGCUCUUGAUUUUAUUUCUGGCAAAAGGCGAGCCAAGCAGCUCUCUCUAGUACAAGAAGAUGGGAACAACAGGGCUGUCAACUCAGGGACUUCCUGUGAGAUGGAGGAAGAGUUCGUGUCACUGGAUGACUUCCCGGACUCCCGGGCUAAUGUGGAUCUGAAAAAUGACCAGGCGUCCAGUGAGCUGCUUAUCAUACCCCUUCUGCCCAUGGCCCUGGUGGCUCCUGAUGAAGUGGAAAAGAACAACAGCCCCUUGUACAGCUGUCAGGGUGAGAUCUUGGCCAGCCGGAAGGAUUUCAGGAUGAACACAUGUACCCCUCAUCCCAGAGGUUCCUUUAUGUUGGAUCCAGUGGGAAUGUGUCCUGUGGAGCCUGUGGAUGUGUAUCCCAUGCCAAGGAGCCAGAAAGAUGCUGAGGAGCAGCCAAUGGAAGUGUCUAGGAACGGGAGUCCUGUUUCUGUACUCAACGGCUCCCCAGAGCCAGAAGGCCCAGUGCUCAGCGGUGGAGAUGAGGAUGCAGAGGAUGUGGCAGAGGAGCCCCCGGAGGCUUCUGCAGAGUCGGCCGAGCCCAGGACCUCACAGCAGAGUACCACCUUGCCAAGGGGAUACAUGCUGCAGGAACGACAAGGGCCCCUGGAACCUGCCCCCCUGCUACAGAAGACCCCAGACCCCUGGCAGAGCCUGGACCCUUUUGACUCCCUGUCCUCGAAGAUCUUCCAGAAAGGUAAACCCUAUUCCGUGCCACCCUCUGUGGAGGAGGCUCCAGGACAGAAGCGCAAGAGGAAGUGUGCCAGCAAGCUGCAGGACUUCCACCAGUGGUACUUGGCUGCCUAUGCUGAUAAUACUGGUGGCAGGAGGACUCGGCAGAAGGGCCCAACCUUUGCAGACAUGGACGUGCUGUACUGGAAGCAGGUAAAAGAACAGCUAGAGACCCUUCAAAAGCUGCGGAGACGGAAGAUGACUGAGCAAUGGCUGCCCAGGGCCACGGAGGAUCUGUGGCCUGUAGAGGAGGAACGCUUGGAAGAGUCCCUAGAAGACCUAGGGGUAGCAGCAGAUGACUUUCUAGAGCCCGAAGAGUAUGCCAGGCCUGAUGGGGUGAUGCCUGAGGAAACUGCUGACCUGGAUGCAGAGGCUAUGCCAGAGUCCCUGAGAUAUGAGGAGCUGGUCCGAAGAAAUGUGGAACUCUUCAUUGCCACCUCCCAGAAGUUUGUGCAGGAGACAGAGCUGAGCCAACGCAUCAGGGACUGGGAAAAUACCAUUCAGCCCCUGCUCCAGGAGCAGGAGCAGCACGUGCCCUUUGAUAUCCACACCUGUGGGGACCAGCUGGUUUCACAGUUUCCCCGGCUCAAUGAGUGGUGUCCCUUUGCAGAGCUUGUAGCUGGGCAGCCUGCUUUUGAGGUGUGCCGCUCCAUGCUGGCCUCCCUGCAACUGGCUAAUGACUAUACAGUGGAGAUUACUCAGCAGCCGGGACUGGAGGCAGCUGUGGACACCAUGUCUCUGAGACUGCUCACACACCAGCGAGCCCACACACGCUUCCAGACCUAUGCUGCCCCAUCCAUGGCCCAGCCUUGAGUGGAGUGCACUGAGGCAGGGUGGAAGGUAGUAUGUGCCUGCAAGUCUUGCUGUGCCCC